Pseudozyma hubeiensis SY62 is the source of this 972-nucleotide messenger RNA. RefSeq lists its product as hypothetical. Gene Ontology annotation, biological process: iron-sulfur cluster assembly; mitochondrial respiratory chain complex I assembly. Gene Ontology annotation, molecular function: 4 iron, 4 sulfur cluster binding; ATP-dependent FeS chaperone activity; ATP binding. Gene Ontology annotation, cellular component: mitochondrion. The transcript has a single exon. Lineage: Eukaryota; Fungi; Basidiomycota; Ustilaginomycetes; Ustilaginales; Ustilaginaceae. The coding region runs from base 1 to 972 and encodes 323 amino acids. The record is from RefSeq and is a predicted model, not a curated record.
AUGCCACGGCGAGGUACAGGUCCACCACAGCCGCGUCGCAUCCCCAACGUCAAGCAGGUCGUCUGCGUCUCGUCCGGCAAAGGCGGGGUGGGGAAAUCCACCAUCUCGGCCAACCUCGCCGUCGCACUCUCCCUCACCGACCUCGCCGGCAGAAAGCCUCGAGUGGGACUAUUAGAUUUAGACAUAUUCGGUCCGAGCGUACCGAAGCUCAUGGGGCUGGAAGGCAUGGGGGAACCCGAGCUCACAUCGUACGGGGGCUUGAUUCCGAUGAAGAACCACGGUGUCAGCUGUAUGUCGAUGGGAUUUCUCCUCGGCAACGCUUCGCGGUCCGGUGCAGGAGAAGAAGAGGAUGAGGAGAGAGUGGUAGCAUGGAGAGGAAUGAUGGUGAUGAAGGCGACGCAGCAGUUGCUUUUCGAUGUCGACUGGAGAUUGAACCCGCUAGCACCCACCCCCGAAUCGCCCGACCAGAUAGACGCAAGCAACACCCCGCUCGACGUGCUAGUGAUCGACAUGCCUCCCGGUACCGGCGAUGUAGCGCUAUCGCUCGCUCAGCUAGUCAAGGUGGACGCAGCACUGGUGGUCACAACACCCCAAGAGGUCGCCUUGAUCGAUGCGAAGAAGGGCGUCGCGAUGUUCAACAAAACCAAGGUUCCGAUCGCAGGCUUGGUGCUCAACAUGAGUCACUUUGUCAGUCCUGAUACGGGCAAGGUGUUCGAGCUGUUCGGCAAAUCGACCGCGGUGGAAAGGUAUGCCGAGAAGCAAAAGCUGGACAUCUUGGCGAGGAUACCGUUGCAGCCGCAGUUGAGCGCAGGUGGCGACGAGGGGAUUCCGGCCACGCUGAGGGAGAGUUUGCCCGCGUUUGAGAGCGGAUCAUCGGAGACCGAGCAGCAGCAGCAGCAGCAGCAGCCGAAUCACAUUCGAGCGGCAUUCCUCGAUCUGGCAGACAAGGUCUGGAAGCGAUUGGGACCGUAG